Armigeres subalbatus is the source of this 1598-nucleotide messenger RNA. RefSeq names its product irregular chiasm C-roughest protein-like. Lineage: Eukaryota; Metazoa; Arthropoda; Insecta; Diptera; Culicidae. The coding region runs from base 172 to 612 and encodes 146 amino acids. Gene Ontology annotation, biological process: cell-cell adhesion. The record is from RefSeq and is a predicted model, not a curated record. Gene Ontology annotation, cellular component: cell-cell junction; plasma membrane. Gene Ontology annotation, molecular function: cell adhesion molecule binding. The transcript is spliced from 4 exons.
UUAAUCGGAACAUUCAAAGGAUAUGUUUUCAUUUAAUUGAGAAAUUGUAGUGUUUUAUGUGUUUUUGACAACAGAGUGAAUAAUUCUCUGUAUUGAGUGUGCGGAAAUACGAACUACCGAGUGCUUGUAGUAUGUUCAAGAAUACUGGUCGCUGAUUAAAGGCUACACAAAAUGAUGCAAAAGAAUUUCAACCGUUUAACAGCCCUCGUAGUGUUCAGCUGCAUUCUUGCUCCAUCAUUCCUCCCCCUGGCCAAGGCUGAAGUACAGCAGCAAGCAUUCCGCAUCACACCGAACGACGUGGAGGCCCAUCAAGGGGACGAAGUGGUGCUGCGAUGCGAAAUCGAGCGGCUUGCCGGGCGGGUCCAGUGGACCAAGGAUGGAUUCGCACUCGGGUUCAGCAACGAUAUUCUCGGCUAUCCACGCUUUUCGUUGAACCAAAACCACAGCAACGGAGUGUUCAACCUGCGGAUCACCAACGCAUCGGCGGAGGACGCCGCCAGCUACCAGUGCCAGGUGGGACCCGCCAAGCACAACCGACCGAUUCGUGCCGGAGCCAUGCUGACCGUGCUGGGAUCAACGAAGAAUCAUCGCAGCCCGCACCAUUGGAAUUGAAUAAUUAAAUUCCUCUCGAAUCUGAAAAUUGGAGAAAAUUUUCUCGAUCGCCAGGACUGAUAUCAACCGGAAUAAUUAUCAUCGUUGAAAUCGUUGCCAAAUUAAAUGCAUUUAUCAUUAUUGAAACAAACAUAUCAGUAAUUUAUUCACCUUUGAAACAUUUUAAAAUUCAAGAACCCAACAACAUUGAUAUUAAACCUAGUUAUUAAGGGAUUCACAUUAGAGCGUUUAUCGUUAGAAUGUAGUCUACGACUUGAAUGGUGCAGCCAAAUAUUACACAUAAGAAACAACAUUGUCAAAUAAAACAUAAAUUAUUAUCAAUAAGACAAGCUGUAAUACGCAUUUUAAAUCGUUUCUAAAAUUUAUUGAAGUAAUCUUUCCAUCAUACCAAUAAUAAAUCAUUGAAAGCUUCGUCAUUGCUGUUUCAUUUGUAGGCUUGGGCGCUUUACCGAAUAAGGCACGUUCCGUCCCAGUUCGAACAUUAAUAAGGAUAAUUCAAUUUAUUAUUUAUGAUUGUUGAUAAUUCCUUGUUGGUGCCUUCCCACUGGGACAAAGCUGGCUAGCGACGAAUUCUGCCGGAAGGCACCGAGAGAGCCCGCAAGUCGCAAAUUUUGGAAUGCAAGUUGGACUGUGUGCAUCCUAUUAGCUGGCCUAGUCACGUUUCUUGUCUCGUACCGUCCGUUCCGAACCCCAACCAACAGCCGAGAAGUUGUCCUCGCCACACCGCCAUCCGGGGCUGUGGGCUUAGAUGUGGGACCGAAGGAAUUUGCUUGUUCUGUCGUCGUCUUCCCGGGAAAGGAAGAAGCGCGUGACUUACGUGAUAUCAAAUUUAUGCUGCUCGGUAGAUUGAGACAGUCACUGUACAACGCCGUGAAGGGAAAGUGUCGAAAUGGUGCGUUGUAGACUGGUUAAAUAUAAUUAAUAUAAUAACACGUUAUUCGUAUUACAAUUGUAGUUAUAAUAUUAUUCAAGAGUUAUCAAAGUUU